AUGGAACAGAUUUUACAGCAGAUUAAUGGCAAGUCAGUGACAGGGAUCAUAUAUGGGCUUGUAAAUAUCACUGAUUUUGUGAAAACUAAUCAAUCGAUACGAGAUGAAGCAAAUAUAAUUUUUGAAUCACUUACACCGAAGCUAGUACAUAAUCAUUACAAAAUCAGAUCGAUAUCUUUUGCACUUGUGGAAUACUUAUUUAUCCAAAACUUCGAAGAUAUUGAAAAUCCAUUAAUUGCUCUUUCAAAUCUAAUAUUUGGGCUUCAAUCCGUUAAUAAACUUAUUGUCCGCUCAGCAAAAAUAUCAAUUAGAAUAAUUACACAGAAAAUACCAUAUAAACUUUGGUGGAAAGAUAUCGAAACUGUUUUAGAAACAACAAAAUCAAAAGAAUGCGAAUUAAAAUUACUUAAAAUUCUAUCUCAACUAAACAUUGAACUGCCUGCAAAGCCAUUUUUAAAGAAAUUAGAAAGCCCUGAUAAAAAGGUACGUGAACGUACACAAAUAAUACUUAGCCGAUGUACCAAAGAUGAUGUAUUGAGAGCAUUAUCAAAAUACAAAGUGAAUUAUUCUACAUAUAGAAGUGUUUGUGAAUAUUUAGAUAAUCAACAUGAUAUUAUUGCAAGUCGAUCAAAAGUACAGAGCAAUUUAGAACAAACAGAUGCAACAAAAAAUCUCAAUGAGCGACAACGGUUCCUUUACAUCGAUCAUCCAAAAUUAAAUGAAAAUGAUAUGGAUGAAAAUAUGUCUGUAUCGCUUGGCCUUCUUAGUUCAUCCACAAACUUAUUAUCCAUUGACUCUAAAGAUGAUAAAGUCGAUUUAAACUCACGAGAUCAAAGAAUCAAAAAUAAACCAUCAAUUCAAGACGUGUUUGAUGAAGAAACUAACUUGAACACCAUAGAAAAUGCCAAAUCAAAGCCAGUUCAGAAAGAAAAUCCUCAGCCAACACAACCAGAAAUCGAAAACAAAUUUUAUUCAAGUUCAUCACCACGUGCUUCUGAUGAAGAAGACGUCAUAAGUGUUAAAUCAGCCCAAUCAAAGUCUUCUAUAGCAAGCGCUUUAUCAAAUAAGUCAAAUCAUGAAAAUCAAUCUGUUAAAUCUAAUGCUUCACUAACAAAAGAGAAAAAUGAAGAUAAAUCAUCAGUAAGUUCAAGAUUAUCAAUGAAAAGUCAGCAUUCUGAAAGCCAAAAAUCACAAUCAAGAAAAUCUGCUCUUCAAUCUGAUGCUUCAAGCGUUUCUUCAGUGAAAUCAAAGAACUCAUACUUAGAAAAACAAUCAAUAAGAUCAAUUAUAUCAGACCACAAAGAAAAUGAAGAGAAAAUUAAAAGCGAAAUUUCCGAAUCUCAGUCAGAAAACCAUAUUACAAAAGAACCAAUAGGGAGACUAGUUAAGAAACAAGUUAAAUCACCAUUAUUUAACUUACGAGAUCUCACAAAUUGCACUUGGCUCGAGAGAUUAACUUUUCUUGAUGUAAUUAGCAAAAGUUUGGAUGAUGGAUCAUAUCAAAACUAUGACGGAACAGAAAUGCUUGAAUGCGCUCUUUCAGGAGCUCUUCCUCUCCACAGAAAAGUUGUUGAUACAGCGAUGGACAUAAUUUCAAGAAUUAUUGUUUUAUUUCCUGAAUCUUUGACUACAAGGAACUUAGCAAUUAUCGUUAAAUUAUGUCUUUCUGUAUCACGAGAAUUUGGAGAUAAGGAAUCAUACAGAGAUUUGGUUGAAGCAUUGAUCCAAGAAGCCAAUCCACAAAUGGCAAUUGAAGCAGCAAUUGAAUCAGAAUUGAAGAGAAACAAACCAGUAAAUUCUCCGAAAUUUGUGUUAAUGAUCAUAAAAGACCAUGAAAACAAAGUUUCUCAGUAUUCAGUCAAAACUGUUGAAGAUAUUUUAUCAUUCUUUAUAAGAGAAAAUCCGAUUUCCCCUGAUUCAGAAGACAUUUUAUCAAUUAUUUGUCGAUUACAUCAUGAUGUUGCAAUUAGAUUUUAUAGAAGACAAAACAAUCAGAACCAGACAAUACUAAGGAGAUUUAUUCCUCAUUCACUUCAGAAUAAGCACAAUAAACAAGAAGACAAUGAUAAUGAUGACUUUAUUAUUCCAACAAAUUUAACGAAACAUGAAAAAAUCGAAAUUUUACAUAAAGAAUGCAAAAAAGGAGACAGAUCAAAUAUUUCUCUGAUAUCAGCAAUGCUUGAUAUCAUUGAGAUUGAUGAUACGAAAGACUUACAGAAAGUAUUUACAUGUUUCUUGCUCCUUUAUGUAAAAAUUUCGCAAUUUCAUUACCAAAAAAUUCAACAGAAAUUAUUUGAUUUAUCAUCAAAAUAUUUCGCUUCUCCACAUGUUUUGGACAUCUUGAAAUCACCGAAAUUUGAUAGAUCUCUUAUCCAAGGAUUGUCUAAAUUCUGCUGGAAUUGUCCUACUUCUGUUUUUAAUGGUGGAGAGGAUUUGUAUGAAACAUUGUAUUCCAUUUUCUGUGAGAUAGAUGGAAGAGAAAGACAGAAUAUUGUAGCCAUUGCAUUAGCAAUUGAAAGAGCAUCUGGAAUCUCAUUCACUAGUUUACCUUCAAUGAAACAAAUUCAUUGUAGAAUGAUUCAAAAAAUUACUCAGCAAUUUUAUGUUGAGUAA
Trichomonas vaginalis G3 is the source of this 2613-nucleotide messenger RNA. Its product is annotated as armadillo (ARM) repeat-containing protein family. NCBI's taxonomy places the organism in Eukaryota, Parabasalia, Trichomonadida, Trichomonadidae. Bases 1 to 2613 code for a protein of 870 amino acids. The record is from RefSeq and is a predicted model, not a curated record. The transcript has a single exon.